AUGGCAGGGGUCGAGGUAGCCGGGGCCAAGGGAGCGUUGGCGGGCGGCCGUGGGUGCGCGCUCCCCAGCCCGUACUUAGCACACACGCACACACGCGCACGCACGCACGCACGCCGCACGCACACGCCCACACGCCCCUACUGUACACGCCGGCCGGGCGCUGAUUCUCGACGGCGCGCCCGUGCAGGGCCAGGGAGCAGCCAGUGGGUUCUCCCCGGCAUUUCUGCCCCUGGUCCUGUGGCUGUCGACGUCGACGACGACGACGACGUGGCGAGGGGGUUUAGAUUGGACUCGACUAUGGCUGUAUGUACCAUGUGCUGUGUGCAUUCAUUCACCCAGCCGACCUGCCGCCGCCCGCACCAAGACGACCAAGACUUGACCACCACCAUCACCACCAUCACCAUCACCACCAUCACCACCACCACCACCACCAUCAUCAUCACCAUCAUCGCGACUGCUCACACGACUACUCCUACGACUACUCCUACUACUCCUACGACUACUACCACCAUCACGGCCAAUGACACGCACGACGUGUUUGGCACCACGACGUACAUGGCCCGCCGCCAGCACCUCGCCUCGCCUCGCGCCCGCUAG
Exserohilum turcica Et28A is the source of this 597-nucleotide messenger RNA. RefSeq lists its product as uncharacterized. The transcript has a single exon. NCBI's taxonomy places the organism in Eukaryota, Fungi, Ascomycota, Dothideomycetes, Pleosporales, Pleosporaceae. The coding region runs from base 1 to 597 and encodes 198 amino acids. The record is from RefSeq and is a predicted model, not a curated record.